Messenger RNA from Ochlerotatus camptorhynchus, 4317 nucleotides. RefSeq names its product protein tolkin-like. The coding region runs from base 387 to 3929 and encodes 1180 amino acids. Lineage: Eukaryota; Metazoa; Arthropoda; Insecta; Diptera; Culicidae. The record is from RefSeq and is a predicted model, not a curated record. Gene Ontology annotation, molecular function: metalloendopeptidase activity; zinc ion binding; calcium ion binding. Gene Ontology annotation, biological process: proteolysis. The transcript is spliced from 2 exons.
UGGUCAGUCGUGAGUGGAUAGUUUACGAAACCGGUCGCGAUCGUCCGCAGCUCGAUCGUUUUUGGUUUAUCAACGCACUUGCAAACGAAGCGAUAAGUAAGAAGAGUCUGCUAUCGCGUUCGGAUUUUGUGUGAUAAGUGUUGCAAAUCCCCUAUCAGCAAGCUGAAAGGAGCUGGGUCAGACGGGAAGGAUUCUCAGAACUGUUUUCGUUGUUCGGGGCCUAUCAUCGGUCGUACUGAGCGCGAGACGUAAGAUGUGAGCAGCAUUAGCAGUAUCAGUAUCAGUGCUAGUGAGUCGAAUUAAAACCAGGCGCAUUCGAGUAAUCGAGGUUCGUACGAGGAGGUCACGAGAAAGGUGUUCCUUGUCGUAGGGCGUAAUCUUGCACGAUGUCGUCCUUGAUGGUUCGUUGUUCCUGGCGGAGGCAGAGGCGCCUGGAAGGGAUUAGAAUGCUUGUGCUGAUGCUGGUGGUGAUAGCGGUAGCGAUCAAGGUGGAGGGCGUUCAACGAACUUACACAGUUGACGAGCUACUUCAGAGUACCUUCCCAACAGGGAUAUCCAACGAUAUAGACAUGGAUCCGUGCAAGUCGAGCGGAUUCAUGGGUGAUAUUGCACUGCCCAAUGUGAACUAUGAGAGUGAGUUUCAUAAACAAAGACUGAAGCAGCGGCAGGAGGAGGUGGAGGAGGAGAGGUUGAAGAAAGAGAUCGAAGAAGGGCUGCAGGUAGAGGCAGAAGGGCUUACCACGGUAGUAGCACCUGUUCGGUUGAGAGGGCAUCCUAGCGAUAAGAGAAGUGGUAGUGAGCUCGUGCGACAAUUGCAGAAGAUGAAUGAAAACAAAAAUGUAAAAUCCAGGAAGCGACACAACAAACGUCGAAUAAAGGAUGAUAAUCGUGGCAAAACAAGGGAGGUGAUUGCCACAAAUGUUAGAUCAGUUUCUAGGAAAAUAGGGCAACAGAGCAAUGAUCGUAGAUCGAGUGGAAUAGGUAGGAAAAGGAGUUUAAAGCACAGGAAAGCAAAUACACCCCGCAAGGUGCGACGAUCGAGAGGUAAACAAGGCGAUCGGGUGCUGCACCGAUCUACGCGGGCAGCUACGGCAAAAAAGGAGCGAAUUUGGGACUUUGGAGUGAUCCCCUACGAGAUCGAUGGCAAUUUCAGCGGUUUGCACAAAGCUCUAUUCAAACAAGCCAUGCGACAUUGGGAGAACUACACGUGCAUCAAAUUUGUUGAACGUGAUCCGGAGGUUCACCCAAACUUUAUCGUAUUUACCGAACGUCCCUGUGGAUGUUGCUCGUUCGUGGGCAAGCGAGGCAAUGGACCUCAAGCGAUAUCGAUCGGUAAGAACUGUGACAAGUUUGGAAUCGUGGUUCAUGAGCUGGGCCACGUGGUGGGAUUUUGGCAUGAACAUACACGCCCGGAUCGCGAGGAUCACGUUGUGAUCGAGAAGCAUAACAUCAUGAUCGGACAGGAGUACAACUUCAACAAACUCACUGACGAUGAGGUCAAUUCUCUGGGUCAACCGUAUGACUACUACUCAAUCAUGCACUACGCAAGAAACACCUUCUCCAAGGGAACGUACUUAGACACGAUCCUACCCGUAGACCUUCCAGGACAAAAGCGACCGGAGAUUGGUCAACGGUUGCGCUUGAGUGAAGGGGACAUCAUUCAGGCCAACCUGCUGUAUAAAUGUGCCAAAUGUGGUCGAACAUUCCAAGAUCACUCCGGGUCGUUCACUUCACCCAGCUACCACUCGAAGAUACCUCCUGCCGAUCCGGAACGGUGCGAGUGGCGUAUAACGGCAACCCACGGGGAGCAGAUCGUGCUGAACAUCACCGAUCUGGAUAUCUUCAAAUCGGAAAACUGCCGAACGGACUACCUGGAGAUCCGAGACGGGUACUGGCACAAGUCUCCUUUGCUGGGGAGAUUCUGCGGAUCGGGCCGUAACAGCAAUCUGAUCGUGUCCACCGGAAGUCGCAUGCUGUUGAAUUACGUAACCAGCUUCCGGCAGGCCAGUAUGCGAGGCUUUGCCGCAAACUACGAAGCGAUUUGUGGUGGUGACAUCAACCUGGAGAACGGAGGUCGACUGGAAUCACCCAACUACCCGGCGGAUUACCUCCCGAACAAGGAAUGUGUAUGGAAAAUUACAGUGCCGAAGGACUACCAAGUAGCGAUCAAGUUUCAGUCGUUUGAGGUGGAGAACCAUGAUAGUUGCGCGUAUGACUACGUCGAGAUUCGUGACGGUGAUUCACCGGAGUCCAGGGAGAUUGGCAUAUUCUGUGGGUAUAAACUUCCUCCGGAUAUGCGAUCGUCGGGGAACACCAUGUACGUCAAGUUUGUUUCGGACGGGUCGGUGCAGAAAGCUGGGUUCUUGGCGACUCUGGUCCGGGAAGUAGACGAAUGCGAAAGGAUGGAUCACAACUGCGAGCACGACUGUAUCAAUACGCUCGGUGGAUACGAGUGCAGUUGUCAAAUUGGCUACGAACUGCACAGCGAUCGUAAGUCCUGCGAGAAGGCUUGUGGUGGGAUUCUCACACAACGGACCGGAAGUCUUGUGUCACCGUCCUUCCCGAGGGAGUAUCCGGCGAUGAAGGACUGUGCGUGGGAGAUUGUCGCUUCGCGACAGCACAGGAUCACCUUGAAUUUCACACACUUUGACUUGGAAGGGAACGUCCACUAUCAACCUUCGGAGUGUGAUUACGAUGCUGUUUCGAUCUACUCGCGCAUCGGUGAGGAAGCAUUGAAGAAACACGGAACGUUCUGCGGUACGAAGCUUCCUCCGGUGAUCACGUCGGAGAGUCACAUUCUUCGGCUGGAGUUCCGUUCGGAUAAAACUAUGCAGAAGACCGGCUUUGCAGCGGUCUUCUUCACCGACGUAGACGAAUGUUCCGUGAAUAAUGGCGGUUGUCAUCACGAGUGUAAGAAUACGGUGGGAUCGUAUGAGUGCUUCUGUCGAAAUGGCUAUAUUUUGCACGACAAUGGCCACGAUUGCAAAGAAGGAGGAUGCAAAUUUGAAAUCGCCACCGCGAACGGGCAGAUCCUCAGUCCGAACUAUCCGGAUAACUACCCAGCGAAGAAGGACUGCAUCUGGCAUUUUACAACUGCUCCAGGUCACCGGAUCAAGCUGGUAUUCAACAUUUUCGACGUUGAGUUGCACCAGGAAUGCGCGUACGACAACGUCGCUAUCUACGAUGGAGACUCGCAGGAGAGUCACACCUUGGGACGAUUCUGCGGAGCGAAGCUCCCGCACCCGAUUUCCUCUACAUCCAACGAGAUGUACAUGGUGUUCAACACGGAUGCAAGCGUACAACGGAAAGGCUUUCUCGCUACUCACUCAACCUCCUGCGGAGGCUAUCUGCAGGCCACCUACGAUAUCAACCACUUCUACUCACACGUUGGGUACGGCGACGUAGUUUAUGACAAUGGCAUCGACUGCGAGUGGACCAUCGAAGCCGAUUCCGGUCGUAAGGUCCAGUUGACCUUCCUGACUUUCGAUUUGGAAGAGGAGAAAACGUGUUCGUAUGAUUACGUGGAACUGGCCAGUGGAUUCGAUGAUACCACAAACGGACAGCUGCACGGUAAGUACUGCGGUAAUCGCCUACCGCCGGAAAUAAUUUCCAUGAGCGAAGUCAUCGUGGUGCGGUUCCGUUCGGACGAUACGGUCGGGUUCAAAGGCUUUUCGGCAGCGUACGCCGCCAUCAGCCCGUACGACGAUGAGGAACUGUCAACGGCCGAGGAGACGUACGAAAGUGCGGAACAGGCGGCACCGUUUGCCGGAUCGUUACGAAGCAUGUUCAUCAGUCAAGAUGAAUACGACGCAGAUGAUGACGAUAAUGCCGGGGAAGAUGAUGCGGAUUACGCUCCCUACCACCACAGAAAUAAAGUGCAAUUAGGGGUACUCAACGGGCUGGAAACGACUCAACCGGCAGCAGAUUGAUCAAUUUGUGCGUGGAAUACUCAUUUAGUUUAUUGAUUUGAAACGACUAUAAUGGGGGCAGCGGCACUGGAUGCGAAUGGAUGGGUGGAAGGUCGACAAGAAAAUCAAGUUCAAACUCCAGUUCCUAGGUUGUUCAAUUUGUGUGCAUUGGAAGCUUGCUUCUUUGUAACAUAAGAAAUGCAAUAUGUUUACUUUUAGGUUAUGAAAUUGAAUAGACUGAAAUUAGUUGUAAAUACAUACGGUAGGUAGAAUGAAAUUCAUUUCGCAUUCCAGUUGAGAAAACGGCCUUAUCGGAUUUGUGUGAACAAUGGUGAUUCACAGGAAUCAAAUGGGGUUUUCGGUUUUGAAUUCCCAGCAUAACCGAAUAAUGAUUGCGCUGCUCGGAAGG